This is a messenger RNA of Fusarium verticillioides 7600, 765 nucleotides long. RefSeq lists its product as hypothetical. The record is from RefSeq and is a predicted model, not a curated record. Lineage: Eukaryota; Fungi; Ascomycota; Sordariomycetes; Hypocreales; Nectriaceae. The transcript has 2 exons. The coding region runs from base 239 to 658 and encodes 139 amino acids.
CCUCCCUUGAGAUCCUCAGGUGUUCUCUCACCUCAAAGCUCACGCUUACAAGCUUGCUCAGCCUUCCCAACCACUGUAACCUUUUACGACAUUUCGUUCUUAUUUUUCAAAAUGUCGGAUCGUUUUGAUAGCUUCCCCUUCAUCAGCUUGCUGAGUGGCUGGGGAGUCGUGAGUGGCCCUGGACUAUUGUAAGUUCACCCGAAUAUCAGCAAUAGUUCGUCAACUCACCUGGUUUAGCAUGCUACGCAGCUUGGUAUCCGGCAUCUCAACCGCAACAGUCGUCGGCGUCUCAAGCGGUAUGGUAGGCAGCAUGAUCUGGGGAACAGCUAGUCUCCCCUUCCUCAUCGGCUCAUCUCUCGGUUUCGCGUUCGGUAGCUACCGAUGGUACGAAGUCGCGACCAGAGAAGCCAUGGUUCAGCUGGAGCUGUACCCUGCACUGCUGCAGAUGCACAUCACCUCCAACUUUCCCUGGAUGGCGGGCCUGCAUAGUCAAAAGCGGGACUGGUAUAGGGCAGAGACGUUUCGCAGGUCGUGGGUUAUGAAGAGCAUGUUGGUUGUUGGUUGGCUUUCGGCUGAGUCGUCAUUGCGUGAGAUUCGUGAACGGAGAGAGGCCAAAUUAGUUGAGGAGUACAUCGCUGCUGAAGAAGAGUCAGAGUGAGCGUGUGGACUAGCAAUCAGAGACUUACUUCUGAAGUUAUCUUGUUCAAUAUAUCGAGGUCGAUAGCUCAUCAAUACAUUGACGCAACACAGUCACCGUUCCUCUCA